CUUGAAAGAGUGGUGAUCCCUUUCUCUCCAGUCAAACGUCUACUGUUGUGGGCAACGGAGGAAGCAGAGAUCUGGACCAAAUAACAAUCUCACCCCAAACCAUUUCAGAUGGAGGUGAAUGCAGACGAGAAGCGCCAUCGCACACGCUCAAAAGUGCCUGUGGAACCAGCGAUACCAGAGCUGUUCAGCUGUCCUACACAAGGCUGUGAUGGAAGUGGACAUGUCAGCGGCAAAUAUGCAAGACAUCGAAGUGUGUACGGCUGCCCCCUGGCCAAGAAGAGGAAAACACUGGACAGACAGCCUCAGGAAGCCCUGGAGGUGCUGGAGCCCUUACUGGAACCACUGGAGACAGACCCCAAGAGUGGACCCCUCAUAACCCACAUGGACAACUCCACUAGGGAGGAGAGCUACGAGACAGACGGAACAGUGGAGAUGGAUGACAGAGAGGAGGAGGUGGAGGAGGGAGUAGAGGAUGGGGGAGAUGAGGAAGAGGAGGUAGAGGAGGAGGAAGAGGAGGGAUACUUGGAGGACAAUGAGGAACAGAUGGAGCAGGAAGAAGGAGAGGUGGAGAGAGGGGAGGGAGAGGCGGAGGAGGUAGAGGUGGAACAAGAGGAAGAGGAGGGCGGAGUACAAGAGGAGGACGAAGAGGAGGAGGAGUAUGAGGAGGAGUAUGAGGAGCAGAGUCAUGGCCAAGAGCACGAUCAGAUGAAUGGCGGCGGUGGCGGUGGCGGUGGCGGCCAUCCUAAAUCCGGUCUGACGGGGGAGAAGGACGACAACAACAACGAUGAGUAUGAGAACUAUGACGAGCUGGUGGCCAAGUCUCUGCUCAACCUAGGGAAGAUAGCAGAGGACGCAGCCUACCGCGCCAUGACCGAGUCUGAGAUGAACAGCAACUCCUCCAACAGUGCCGAGGAAGAAGAGGAAGAAGAGGAGGAGGAGGAGGAGGAAGAAGAGGAGGAGGAGGAAGAAGAAGAGGAUGAGGAGGGUGGGGAGGGCAUUCAGAGGAAGGGUGAGUUGACCCUGGAUGUCGACAGUGAUGUAGUGAGGGAAACGGUGGACUCUCUGAAGCUGCUGGCCCAGGGACACGGGGCUAUGCUCUCUGACAACAUGGAGGGAGGAGACUAUGAGGACGGGAUUGGGGAGAACGGGGAAGCGAACCGUAAUGGAGGGACUGGAGGUGGUAACGGUCAGGGUAAAGCCUCUAAUGGACUGCAGGAGAGUGAUGAGGAGGUGUGUCUAAGCAGCCUAGAGUGUCUGAGGAACCAGUGCUUUGACCUGGCCCGCAAACUGAGCGAGACGCAGCCGACUGACCGCUCGGGCACAGGGCUCCCGCAGCAGAACCACCCUGGCGGAGGGGACACCCAGGGACUGCAUCCCCACCCGUACCAGCCUGGGUACGGGGACCUCCAGCAGAGCCAGGAGGAGAGGCGCACCUUGGAGAGGAACUACUCCGACAUGGUCAACCUGAUGAAGCUGGAGGAGCAGCUGAGCCCGCGCUCCAAGGCCUUUUCCAGCUGCGCUCAGGAUAACCGCUACCACAACCACAUCCACGACCGGGACGAGGACACGCGGUCGGUGACGUCGGAGCGCUCGGAGGAGGUGUUCGACAUGACCAAGGGGAACCUGUCUCUGCUGGAGAAGGCCAUCGCGCUUGAGUCUGAGAGGGCCAAGGCCAUGAGAGACAAGAUGGCUGCCGAGGCAGCUCGGAGGGACGGGGUGAGGUAUCAUCAUCACCAUGGAGACCAUCAUGGGGAGCACCAAUCGCGGCACGGCUACGGAGAGGAGCGCAAGGCCCGCCUCCAUGAUGGGAUGAAGAAGCCCUACUACCAUAAAAAUUCAUCUCGUGGAGACAAGAAAGAGAGCCGGUGCCCGACACCGGGCUGUGAUGGCACAGGUCACGUGACGGGGUUGUACCCUCACCAUCGGAGCCUGUCUGGCUGUCCACACAAAGACAGGGUUCCACCUGAAAUCCUUGCUAUGUAUGAGAAUGUUCUUAAGUGUCCUACACUGGGCUGCACGGGACGCGGCCAUGUCAAUAGCAACAGAAACUCCCACAGAAGCCUGUCGGGGUGUCCAAUCGCUGCAGCAGAGAAGCUGGCUAAAGCCCAGGAGAAGAGCAUCGGGUGCGAUGGCUCCUCCAAGUCUAACCAGGGCUCUGACCGAGUGCUCAGGCCUAUGUGCUUUGUGAAACAGCUGGAGAUCCCUCAGUACGGCUACAAGAACAACGUGUCCACCAGCACGCCACGCUCCAACCUGGCCAAGGAGCUCGAGAAGUACUCCAAGACCAGCUUUGACUACAGCAGCUUCACAGACAGCAGCCAUGGCAACAAUGUCUACGGCAAACGGGCCAUCGCACCCAAGCUCCAAGGCAGGGACACUUCACCUAAAGGAUAUGAUGUCAAGCGCUACUGUAAGAACUCCAGCUCGGCGAGCAGCCCGAACAGCACCUACGCCCCCAGCAGCAGCAGUAGCAGCCUGAGCUGUGGAGGAGGGGGCGGAGGAGGGGGCAGCAGCGCCAGCUCCACCUGCAGUAAGAGCAGCUUCGACUACACCCACGACAUGGAGGCUGCCCACAUGGCUGCCAGGGCCAUCCUCAACCUGUCCACGCGCUGCAGAGAGAUGCCCCACGGCCUGGGAGGAAAACCCCAGGACCUCUGCUCUCGGAACCCAGACCUAGAGGUAGAUGAGAAUGGGACAUUAGACUUGAGUAUGAAGCAGCGUCUGGGGGGUGGCGUAAGUGCGGUGCUCACCCCCCUGGAGCCCAUGUCUCCCCAGCGCCAGGCUCUGAUGCGUUACGGCAUGGGGGAUGACUGCUGGGACCUGCCGGUCGACUACGCCAAGAUCAAAUGCAUCGACGAGGACAGCAAAGAGCCUGAUGACCUGGACCCGUUCCGGGAUCUGCUGGGGGAGCGAGGUUACUCUGGUGACGUCACCAUGCACAGCCCCAAGCCCAAGUACGCCCAGUGCAAGGAGAGCAAGAAGGACCUGAUAACUCUCUCUGGCUGUCCUUUAGCUGACAAAAGCAUUCGAAGUAUGAUGGCCACCAACUCACAAGAGCUCAAGUGCCCGACACCGGGGUGCGAUGGUUCUGGGCAUAAUACUGGCAACUACGCAUCACACAGAAGUCUAUCAGGGUGUCCUCGGGCCAGGAAGAGUGGGAUCAAGAUCACACACAGUAAAGAGGACAAGGAGGACCAGGAGCCCAUCAGGUGUCCGGUCCCGGGCUGUGAUGGUCAGGGUCACGUGACGGGGAAGUACGCGUCUCACCGCAGUGCAUCGGGCUGCCCCCUAGCUGCCAAGCGGCAGAAGGACGGCUACAUGAACGGCUCCCAGUUCACAUGGAAGGCUGGGAAGACAGACGGAAUGUCCUGUCCCACCCCAGGCUGUGACGGCUCAGGCCACGUCAGUGGGAGCUUCCUCACGCACCGGAGUUUGUCAGGCUGUCCGCGUGCGACGUCUGCCAUGAAAAAAGCCAGACUGUCUGGACUGUCUGAAAUGCUAACGAUAAAACAGCGCACCAGCAAUGGUAUCGAGAAUGAGGAAGAGAUUAAACAGCUGGAUGAAGAAAUCAAAGAUUUAAGUGAAUCUAAUUCACAAGUGGAGGCAGAUAUGAUCAAACUUAGAACACAGAUUACCACAAUGGAGUCUAAUCUGAAGUCAAUAGAGGAAGAAAACAAGGUGAUUGAACAGCAAAAUGAAUCUCUCCUGCAUGAGCUGGCAGGUCUCAGCCAGACACUGAUUAACAGUUUAGCUAUUAUCCAGCCCCCUCACAUGAAACCGCUUGCAUACAAAGAGGCUCCCAUUAGAAAUAACAGCUGCUUACAGAUGCAUCAGAUAGAGCCGAUCAGCGAUCAGAACUUUGAUGCUUACGUGACUACGCUAACAGACAUGUACACCAACCAGGAGCAGUACCAGAGCCCUGAGAACAAAGCCCUGUUGGAAAACAUCAAACAAGCGGUGCAAGGAAUCCAAGUGUAGCCCAGCCCGCUAGCCCAGCAAACGCCAGAGCUUCUUCUCAAAGAGGAGUGAAGGAAAACAACAUCCACAGGAAAGAACUAGAAGUGACAUGAUAGGAUGACGCCUCAUGGUUUGCUGCCGUAACUUAUCAUACAGUGUUAGAUACACAUUUUUGAUCUUCAAAAAACCGAAAUGUUAUGCUUAGAAAACUUCAUAAUGAUUUUUCUUUUUUUGUCUUGCUUUGAUGAGAAGAAAAAGUAAGUGGCAGAAUAGUUUUUGAAGACAUUCACAUUUUGUACGUUUUCAUACUGUAUGAGCUGAAAUAGUGUGAUGUAAUGUUUCUAGCUGCUCGUGUAUGCACAUUUUUUGUGUAUAUUUCUGGACAGUAAGCUGAUUAACAUAGGACUUUAGUUAUUUUUAAUGCUUGAUGAUGAAGAUUUUAGAUGAAAAAGCUGCUCUGGACAGUGAAAACAAAACAAAAAUCAAGAGGGAACUGCAAGGAGGUAGCUACUUUUCAAUGAUCUUUUCCUCAAUGGAUGAUUUUGGAAUUCUAAAGAUGUUUUUUCUUCUUCUUGUGUGCAGAUUGUUGAAUAGCAAGACUUGGUUGCAAAAUACUUUUUUUGAAACCUUUUUUAAAGGUUGGUAGCUGUAGGUGGGGGCAUUUUUAAUAGGUGUUGGAAAUGAGUAUGGAAAGAAACUGACUUGAUGUUUGUAUGAAUGUUAUAGUUUUAUUGUAAACAUCAUGACACGGAAACCCAAUGGUGGAAAUCCCAUUGUCUUGAAAAGGACUAUUCACUCUUGAUAUUUUGUGUUGGUAGAUACCCAUUGUCAUUCAAUCACCAACAAUGUGAUGUAUAACGGAAAUAGAGUAUCAAGGCAUCAUUCUAGCAUUUAGUAUUAGUUCUGGUUCAAAUGUCAAAACUUAUGUUGCUAGAAUCGGGCAAUGUCUCAGCAAUGUAUCUCUAAAUCAUAUGUUUAUAAUAGAUAUGGGAUGCAAAAGCAAAUUGGGGGGGUAUAUGC
Oncorhynchus nerka (sockeye salmon) is the source of this 4977-nucleotide messenger RNA. RefSeq names its product myelin transcription factor 1-like protein. Gene Ontology annotation, molecular function: DNA-binding transcription factor activity, RNA polymerase II-specific; RNA polymerase II cis-regulatory region sequence-specific DNA binding; zinc ion binding. The transcript is spliced from 22 exons. Gene Ontology annotation, cellular component: nucleus. Gene Ontology annotation, biological process: regulation of transcription by RNA polymerase II. The coding region runs from base 109 to 3978 and encodes 1289 amino acids. The record is from RefSeq and is a predicted model, not a curated record. Lineage: Eukaryota; Metazoa; Chordata; Actinopteri; Salmoniformes; Salmonidae.